ACCCGGCGAGGCGGGACAAAAGGAGGAGAAAGAAGUUCCUAUACGAGGACGACGAUGCCAAGAGUGGAGGUCUGUGGACGUUCUAAUCGUCAUUGCAUAAAGGUGGAACCAGAGAAGAAGACCUGUUCAGAAGGUGGUAACAUUUUGAAAUACGCGUUACUAACGCCGACGGAACACAGUUGGAGCCACAACGAGUUCGUUGUCAACCCUAGGAGGCGUGUCUAAACCCACUGCAGGAUGGUGGUGAAAAAGGCGGAGGUCCGUCGACGCAUCGUGUCCAAAGACGGCCACAACAACGUGCGCAUCGACAAUGUGGAGGGCAUGGUCAAGCUGUACCUGCACGACAUCUGGACCACUGUGGUGGACAUAAAAUGGCGCUACAAGCUCACCCUCUUUGCCUCCACCUUCAUCCUGACAUGGUUCCUCUUCGGCGUAUUCUUCUACUUAAUCAGCUUGGGCAAUGGAGACUUCGAGGCCAACCUCAGUUCUAACCACACACCCUGCCUGGAGAACGUCAAAACCUUCACAGGCGCCUUCCUCUUCUCCCUAGAGUCCCAGACCACCAUCGGGUACGGCUUUCGCUACAUCACUGAGGACUGCCCUUUGGCCAUCUUUACACUGGUGGCCCAACUGGUCAUCACCGGCCUGGCUGAGAUCUUCGUCACGGGGGCCUUCUUGGCCAAGUUGGCGCGGCCCAAGAAGCGAGCAGAGACCAUCAAGUUCAGCCAGUGUGCCGUGGUUUGCCGCCGACAAGGCCAACUAUGCCUCAUGGUUCGAGUCGCCAACAUGCGGAAGAGUCUGCUCAUCCAGUGCCAGCUCACCGGCAAGCUCCUCCACACCAACGUCACCCAAGAGGGCGAGAAGACCCAAGUCCACCAGACCUCAGUGGAUUUCUUCAUGGACUCCAGCAGAGAGUGCUCAUUCCUCAUCCUGCCGCUCACUUUCUACCACAUCCUGGACGAGCACAGUCCGUUGGCCGGACUGAGCGCGGAAAAUCUGCGCAGCUGGGACAUGGAGCUGCUGGUGACGCUCAACGCCACCAUGGAGUCCACGGCGGCCACGUGCCAAAGCAGGACGUCUUACAUACCCAACGAGAUCCUGUGGGGGUACGAAUUCAAGCCGGUGAUCUUCAGCACGGCCGGCGGGAGAUACGUGGCAGACUUUAACUUCUUCAACAAGGUGCAGGUCAGCAACGACGCCGCCUUCCUCGACAACGCGGAGAAGCUAAAGUUGGAGGAUGACUACAAGAAAGACUAGCUAGUGAAUGCUACACGAUUAGUCACUUUUGGACUCGGGAUCAUGUUACAGUCUUGUUUGGGACUUUUUGGCACAUUCAAAAUGGUUGGGGAGCAUGAUAUUUUGCGAUUGAAAAAUAAAUUUUAUAAAGAUGAAAAUAUAAAAUUGGGCGUCAAGAACAGCAAGUAGCUGAAAAAAGGGGUAAACAACAAGCAAGCUGGAAAAAAGUAAAACCAAAAGCUAACCGGUAAACGACAAAGUUAACCUGUAAUGGUGGUAUGCUAAAUGCUAGGCUAAAACACAGGUUGCCUAACUUAGCAUAGCAUGUAGCAGAAUGAAAAGGGGAAACAAGCUACCUGGUAAUAUACGCAAUGUCAUUGAGAAGAAAACAAGCUAACUGGUAACAGACAAGAAGUUACCCAGCGAGGCUUGUGUUAAAUGCUAAGCUAAAACACUAGGUACCUAGCUUAGCAUAGCGUGUAGCAGAAUGAAAAAGAGAAAAUCAAAAAGUGCUUGUGGUCUGUCUUAGCAUGUAGCAGAAAGAAGACUUAUGAUAAAAGGGAUGUAGUCGCAUUUCCAUAGACAGAUACACUUUUAGUUGUCAAUUAUUUUCAAUAAAAAAAUAUGGAUUUUGUCACUAUGCUGAGUAGCUCCGAGUUGACACUGAAGGUCAAAUCCAACCUUCAGUGUCUCAGCAGGUCUACAUUGUACAUGCUAAUGUUUUGCCAAUGUUUUUGUCUCUAUAUAUUAAAAUUGAAAUGUAAUAUGUA
Messenger RNA from Phycodurus eques (leafy seadragon), 2006 nucleotides. RefSeq names its product potassium inwardly rectifying channel subfamily J member 15 (gene kcnj15). Gene Ontology annotation, cellular component: plasma membrane. Gene Ontology annotation, biological process: potassium ion import across plasma membrane; regulation of monoatomic ion transmembrane transport. The transcript is spliced from 3 exons. The record is from RefSeq and is a predicted model, not a curated record. NCBI's taxonomy places the organism in Eukaryota, Metazoa, Chordata, Actinopteri, Syngnathiformes, Syngnathidae. Gene Ontology annotation, molecular function: inward rectifier potassium channel activity. Bases 238 to 1257 code for a protein of 339 amino acids.